Pelecanus crispus (Dalmatian pelican) is the source of this 1598-nucleotide messenger RNA. Lineage: Eukaryota; Metazoa; Chordata; Aves; Pelecaniformes; Pelecanidae. The record is from RefSeq and is a predicted model, not a curated record.
GGUGUCGUAGUCAAUCUUCAGCACAGUUCUUAAGUGGAGACCAAGAACCCUGGGCCUUUAGAGGUGGUCUAGCAGGAGAGUUCCAGCGUUUGCUGCCUAUUGAUGGGGCAAAUGACCUCUUUUUUCAACCACCUCCAUUAACACCCACUUCCAAAGUGUACACCAUACGACCCUACUUUCCUAAAGAUGAGGCAUCUGUAUAUAAGAUCUGCAGAGAAAUGUAUGCCGAUGGAGCUGAUCAACCGUUCCAUAGUUUACCAGAUUUAAUUGGAGACAAGUUAGUAGGAGGUCUGCUCACCCUCAGCCUGGAUUACUGCUUCGUCUUAGAAGAUGAGGAUGGCAUAUGUGGCUAUGCUUUGGGAACAGUUGAUGUGACUCCUUUCAUUAAAAAAUGCAAAAUGUCUUGGAUCCCUUUCAUGCAAGAAAAAUAUACUAAACCAAAUAGUGACAAGGAGCUGUCUGAGGCAGAGAAAAUAAUGCUAAGUUUCCAUGAAGAGCAAGAAGUAUUGCCAGAAUCAUUCCUUGCCAAUUUCCCAUCAUUGAUAAAGAUUGAUAUCCACAAAAAAGUGACAGAUCCAAGUGUGGCCAAAAGUAUGAUGGCCUGCCUGCUCUCUUCUCUAAAGGCUAAUGGCUCCCGUGGGGCUUUUUGUGAAGUGAGACCAGACGAUAAAAGGAUCCUGGAAUUUUACAGCAAGCUGGGUUGUUUUGAAAUUGCUAAAAUGGAAGGAUUUCCAAAGGAUGUUGUUAUCCUUGGAAGAAGCCUGUGAAGUGCUUGACAGCGAACUGUUCCAGUACUGUAGUCCCGUAACAGCUGGGCAGGUAGUGGUGGGGAUCUUCAUAUGGUCUAGCUGCACAAAGCCAGCAAUAAGCCAGCUUGGUGGAAGGGGCUAUGCGAAAAUCACCCAUCACACGUUCAAACUGUAAUUUGUUGGAAGAGGAUAAUGCUGCUGAAAACACUGUUUUAACAAAGAGAAAUCUUGUCCUCUCCUGGUCCUGUGUGAAGUGCCAAGGAAUCUUGCAUGGGCUAUAGCUUCUCGGAGGAAUCCCUCUCAAUUGGUUGACGUGGUUGACGACAGUUCUAUGCGUUCACAUAUCAACAGAAAAGUGGUCUCUGGCAGAAGUAUCUGUAAAGGUGCAGGUUUUUUCUCUGUCGUAGAGCAGGAUGUGCAACUGGAAGUUGCAGAAAUGGGAGGGAUUGCUUGUGUCAAUCAGCAAAUUUAAAGAUAAGUAGCUACAGUUCUAUUUUUGACUAUCUUUAUGCUUGUUGAUAAAGCGAUGACCCAUUGUCACUUCUAAUGACCGUUGGUUCAAGCUUUGUGCUUUGUUAGGGACAAAUGUGCAGUGGUCUGUGGCAGAAGUCACUUAAUGACAAACUUGUAAAUUUUGGUGUAUAUAAACUUAGCUGUAUGCUGACUAACUUUUUGUUUACCGGUUUUUGUAAUUUUUUCUUUUGAAAAGUGAAAUGGUAUAGGUCCAAGAUGGCACUUUUGAAUAACCUGAAACCACAAUGGAGAACGAAUCUGUCCUCAGCACUGACCUUUCUUAUUGCGCCUUGUAUCCAGAGCUAGGAACUGACCAUCCUGGGUAAGGGGAGCGGA